AUGGUUGAGGAUGCUCAUAAAGGGGAUUAUUAUAAAGAGAAAUGGCAGCUUCCUAAUUAUAAAGCCUUUGACCAAAUCCCUCGCCAAAACCGAGACUCGAACUCCAGAAUCCAUUUCAAGAAGAGACAAGAUCUUCCAAUGGCUAUCCCGACAUUUUUUCUCCAAGGUGCAGCAGCAUCAGCCUUGCAAACAAUAUUAAAGCUGCGAGUUGAAGGUGUGACAAAAUAUGGAAAGAUAUCCGACAAAGAAAUCAGCGAGGACGCCACCCUGGUUCUCAAGGCCUGUGAAGCUCUGCAGAAAACUCGCGACCAGGAACACGUCAUUCUAGACGAAGGCAUUGUGUGUGCAUGCACAAAGACGCUUGUACAGACCCUCAGCCAUACCACUCUUUUGAAAUUGGCUCUCAUCACUUGGCAUUUCGACGCAUCUGGAGAGCCUUCGGAAGGUCUGAGCCGAUUUCUCAGACAACCCGGAAAUAGUGCAGUCUGGGAAGCAGUCCAUUCUGGAUACCGGCAGUCAGAGAAAAAGGAUGUGUCUCUUCAGAGUUUCAAAAUUUCUCAUGACUUUUUGCUUUGGCCAGCUCUGUGCUGA
Molecule: messenger RNA, 591 nt
Organism: Penicillium waksmanii
Lineage: Eukaryota; Fungi; Ascomycota; Eurotiomycetes; Eurotiales; Aspergillaceae
Exons: 2
Coding region: 1-591 (196 amino acids)
Source: RefSeq, a predicted model, not a curated record